CUAGGGCAAGACAUCGCUUCUAAUGGCGCUACUGGGCGAGUGGCUGCCUCUCACACUGUUUAUGCCCCUGAUCUGGUUACGUAGGCGAGAUGCAUUUCAUCCGAUCCCCGUCCUCCUGGCUCAAUUUACCACGUGACCGCGGUGUUUCGUACGCUGCACAAGAAAGCUGGAUCCUGAAUGACACCAUCAAGAAUAAUAUUCUUUACAACGAAUCAUUUAACUCUGAGCGGUAUGCCAAGGUGAUACACCAGUGCUGCCUUGAACGCGAUCUUGAGCUUUUCGAAGCGGGUGAUGAGACAGAAGUCGGUGAGAAGGGAUUGACUUUAUCAGGUGGCCAGAAAGCACGUGUCACUCUUGCCCGCGCGAUAUACUCUCAAAGUGGCAUCGUGCUGUUGGACGACGUUCUAGCUGCAUUGGACGUGCAUACAGCCAAAUGGAUUGUCGACAAAUGUUUCUCAGGUUCUCUGGUGAAGGAUGGGAACAGAACGGUUGUUCUUGUCACACACAACGUCGCGUUGACAAAAAAGAUCGCCGACCACGUCGUCUCGGUCGGGCUCGAUGGCCGUGUCCACAGUCAGCCCUCGCUGGCAGAGGCCUUGGAGGAGGACGAGACUCUGGCUGAGGAGGUGGGAAAGGACCGAGAGGCCCUGGACUCGGCCGAAAAGCCCGAGGAAACCGCUUCUGAAGUCGUGGAUGGAAAGAAGGUCCAGGGCAAGCUUAUCAUGAGCGAGGAGAUCGCUGUGGGCCGGGUCAGCUGGCAUGCCCUCAAGAUCUUCUUGGCAGCACACUCGAAGCAUCCAGCUCUGUUCUUCACGAUCUUGGUUGCGGUGACGAUCUUGAACUCGAUUGCUGCUCGUGUAGAAACGUGGUACUUGGGCUAUUGGGCAAGUCAAUAUGGACAUGGAUUUGUUGUCCCGGUCUUCAAAUACGUCGGAAUCUUCUCUGCUAUCGUUUUUGCUUCGUCCUUGAUUUAUGACGUCGCCUACACGUACUUCGCCCUCGGAUCUUUCAACGCGUCGAAGCAGAUACAUACGCAGCUCAUGGACUCCAUUUUCACGGCCACCUUCAGGACUCUCGAUGUGACGCCCACGUCAAGGAUCUUGGCCCGCUGCACAGGGGAUAUGCAAACGAUCGACGAUUCUCUGUCAGAAGGGCUGUGGGAUCUGAUGGGUGUGUCUGGUCUGGCGGGCCAAGUGCAGGUUCUGACCGAGUCUCAGACAACACGCUGAAUCUCAUCGCCCGUUUGAUUGUUGUGCUCCUCUUCACGCCGGUGUUUCUACUUCCGGGUGUUCUCGUGGCUGUUUUGGGGACAUGGCUAGGGCGGGUGUAUCUUGCUUCGCAGCUCAGCGUGAAGAGAGAGUUGAGCAACACCCAAGCGCCAGUCCUUGCUCACUUGGGUGCAACCAUAUCCGGCUUGCCCUCCGUUCGAGCUUAUGCUGCUGAACAACCAUCUAUCCAAACUUCGCUGAAACUCAUCAACAAGUCGACCCGCGCCUACCGGGUGUUCACCAAUCUGAACCGCUGGAUCGUUAUCCGAGUCGGCGAGUCGUAACUUUUCGGGAUUCGACCAAGGCUAACACGUCUUCCAGAUGCGAUGGGAGCUGCCUUUGCCGCGCUACUCGCGUACUAUCUGAUCUAUUUCGGAAACCAUGGCGCCUCGAACAUCGGUUUCGUACUGAAUAUGGUAGGGUGUACUUGACACUAUUCCUGGAAGCCCGGCCCGGGGUCGCCGCUGAAGAGCACGCAGGCGAUUGGAUUCUCGGCGGGUAUCCUCCAUUGGGUUCGGUUGUCCAACGAUUUCGAAGUGCAGAGUAACAGCCUCGAACGCAUCAAGCAAUACCUUGAUCUCGACCACGAGCCUGCGCCCAAGCCCUCUGGUGUUCCGCCGGCCUACUGGCCUGCGAGUGGCAAUCUCAGCGUCGAGGGGCUUUCAGCUCGGUAUUCGGCCGAGGGUCCGAGAGUUCUCGAAGACGUCACAUUUGACAUCAAGUCCGGGGAGAGGGUCGGUGUGGUGGGCCGCACUGGAUCAGGAAAAAGCUCUCUGACGCUAUCGCUGCUGCGAUGCAUCCUCACCGAGGGUGGAGUGUAUUAUGAUGGCCUGUCCACUGCGUCCCUGAAUCUGGACGCUCUCCGCAAGAGCGUCACCAUCAUCCCCCAAGUGCCGGAGCUUUUGACGGGCUCGCUGCGGUCCAACUUGGACCUCCUGGGCGAGGCAGAUGAUGUCGUUCUGAAUGAUGCUCUGCGCUCUGCGGGACUCUUCUCGCUCCAAGAGGGGAUGGACGAAGGCAAGCUCACACUCGACAGCGAGAUUGCCUCUGGCGGAGCCAAUCUUUCGGUCGGCCAGCGCCAGAUCAUCGCACUUGCCCGUGCGAUUGUGCGCAAGAGCAAGUUGCUCAUUUUGGACGAGGCGACGUCUGCCAUCGACUACAAGACCGAUAACGUCAUCCAGACCUCGCUGAGGACCGAGCUCCCCAAAGACACGACUAUUCUCACCGUGGCACACCGCUUGCAGACUAUCAUGGACGCGGACAAGAUUAUGGUGCUUGACGCCGGCCGGAUUGUCGAAUUUGACUCCCCCAGGGUUUUGUUGGCCAGGGAGGAUGGCAUGCUCCGUGCUCUGGUAGACGAGUCCGGUGAUAGAGAAGCACUUUCUGACAUGGCGCGUGCUGUGUAGACUUACAGACGGUGACUCGCAAGACGGUCCCGUCGUUGACUAACUCUGACUGAUAUUUCGUGGCUGUGUAAUCACCUUAGUCAUCGAGAUCUGUGGUACUUAGGCUGAUCUCCA
Messenger RNA from Mycena citricolor, 2788 nucleotides. Lineage: Eukaryota; Fungi; Basidiomycota; Agaricomycetes; Agaricales; Mycenaceae. The record is from the annotation of a GenBank genome assembly.